UUCCUCUUCCUCCACACAGCUAGAGAUGUCGAGGGUUCUUUCCACACGUAUCCUAGUCUGGGCGGGCCAUUUCAGAGCUUGCAGGAAGCUGAGAACGCUAUCACUAGCCAUCUUGACGAGUUGCGCUCCCCAAUGAUGUGCACAGAUGGGCUUUCGGAUGCUGAAAUUGGUAUAUUACACGCCCUUCACUGGCCUGAUGGCACAAGGAAGAAAUCUUCUAAAGGCAAUGUGGAACAUAAGAAUAUCAGCUUAUUAGUUCAAGCGUUACUGGACAAAUACAAUGAAGCUCACCAUCUUUUGGGGGAUUUUGCAUAUGAACUUGAUGAUGUUGUUAUCUUCCGAGAAUUUGUUGAGGGGGAGAAAGUGACUAGGUUCUAUCAUAUCAAUCUGGCUACAAAAACCAAAGGAGAAGAUGGUCUGCACAGUGGCGUCAACAAUUUAUUUUUUGCUGAAGUCAGACAAAUUAAAGGAGAAAAUGUAUAUGUACUCAGUUGUUUAUGUAUGGUUAAAGCUACUGACUGUGGCCAAAGCUAUGGUUGCUUGAGUUAUGGAAAUGUUGAUUUGAAGCACCCUGUUGAUACUGAUAAAUACAAAGGUGGCCACACUGCCCCGCGCUCACCAUGUUGCGGUUUUUAUCUACGGUGUGAUGUUAUCCCUGGCCUAGAUGUACCUGAAUGCAUCGAGGAUGAGGAGGCUAGGCUGGCGAAGGAGGAGGCUAGGUUAAGAUAUAUAUACAAGUGCCCUGCUCCGGCAAAAUUGGAUGGUGGAAGAGUGUGUGCUGGUUUGGCAAAGGGAGAGGAUGCUGGUUUGACCAAGGGAGAGUGUGGCCAGGGAAGCGUGAAAUACAUUGUACCUGCUAGGCGUCGCCUGCUGGUUUGAGUAACCCCUCAAGUACGCAGAUAAAUUUAAUUUGAUUUAGUUUCUAGUAUCUUGGAGAAGGAUUAAACUCCUCAUGCACCAUAAUUUGGGAUGUUGUUGCUGCAAUAGUAGAAUGUAUGGACCUGCCAUUUGCUUUGGACUUGGUUGUAGCUGCUCGGAAGUUUGGUGCAUUGGGUCUGUAAUGUGUAAUGUUUCAUAUUUUAGUUCCAUGGAAGGACUGCAAUGGAGCUGCCUUUUGUUUUUUAAAUGUUGUCAAUAUUUAUGCUUC
Messenger RNA from Triticum aestivum (bread wheat), 1147 nucleotides. RefSeq lists its product as uncharacterized. Bases 133 to 879 code for a protein of 248 amino acids. Lineage: Eukaryota; Viridiplantae; Streptophyta; Magnoliopsida; Poales; Poaceae. The transcript has 7 exons. The record is from RefSeq and is a predicted model, not a curated record.